This is a messenger RNA of Microtus ochrogaster (prairie vole), 1065 nucleotides long. It is a transcript of the gene Timm9, whose product is annotated as translocase of inner mitochondrial membrane 9. The record is from RefSeq and is a predicted model, not a curated record. NCBI's taxonomy places the organism in Eukaryota, Metazoa, Chordata, Mammalia, Rodentia, Cricetidae.
CUAGGGUUAUUUACACUGUAGUAACUGUAGACCGUUAGCGACCUAGGUUUAAGUAUAUUGGGCUUCCUAAAAUACUCGACAGAUUCGGUUGGGUGGGAAAGGAAAUGAACAAUACGGAGCACCGUCUAACACAGCGUCACACCAGUUAAUUCUUUGGUGAUUUUUAGAAUUCACUUGGGGUACUGGCUUUUCCUCCUACACUUUCCUAGGUGUAACGAAUCUGCGAAUCUGCGUCAGCGGGUCUAAGUACUCCCUGACAUCAUUGCCCCCACGUGUUCUCUGCUGCCCAGCGGCGCGGCGCCCUCCUCACGCUGACCCUCGGAUCUCAGACCGCACCGCAGCUCCUCAGCCCGGUACCGGUGUCGGAUGCGAGAGCCUGUGGCUAAGUGAAUAAUAAACAUACUGAAAGAAUAUGGCUGCACAGAUACCAGAAUCUGACCAGAUAAAACAGUUUAAGGAGUUCCUGGGAACCUACAACAGACUCACGGAAAGCUGCUUUCUGGACUGUGUCAAAGACUUCACCACGAGAGAGGUGAAACCUGAGGAGGUUACCUGUUCAGAACAUUGCUUACAGAAAUAUUUAAAAAUGACACAGAGAAUAUCCAUGAGAUUUCAGGAAUAUCAUAUUCAGCAGAAUGAAGCCCUGGCAGCCAAAGCAGGACUCCUGGGCCAGCCCCGGUAGAAAAGUGCCAAGGCACAGAUGUGCACUGAAAGAUUGCCAGCAGCUGCUACACUGGAAAUGAGGAUUCGUCUGGGAGAAUCCCCUGAAGCACAGCAGGAGUGGUGGUCAGCCAUCUGUCGUGACUACCUGACCAAUGGAAACCACUGAAGAAACCAAAAUCACUGUUCACCAGAAAGAAUCAAAACAGAAGGCCUUACUGUUGAAGUGAAAUGGUAAGAUGAUGCAGUGUUGUUGAGCCUUAAGACUCAGCUGCGUGGUCACCUUGAUACAAAAAUAAACCAGUUUCUUUCUUUGUGACUGUUAAUUUUAAAAGCAAAAUGUGUCCAAUCAUGUAUGAGAUAGAAAAAGUUUAUUACCAGAAGUAAAAUAAAUGAAAGUAUCAC